AUGGCGAAGUUCCACAGCACCUUGGUGGCCGAGUGCUGUCGACUGGUGGGUGAGGACAAAGUGAUCCUCAACAGUCGCUUUGUGCAGCUGGAAAGGCAUGAGGACCAUGUGGUUCUGCACUUCGAGAACAGCACCACGAAAAAAUCGAUGGCACCAGUCACCUGCCACUUCGUGGUGGGUGCUGAUGGCCUUAAGAGCCGCCUCCGUGGCGCCUUGUUGGGCGAUGGAGAUCCAAGGUACACAGGACGUAUGAUUUACCGCGGCCUGUGCGAGGUGGAUGAUAUACAUGCGGAUGGAUGUACAGUCUCCCUUUGUGGCGACGCAACUGGCAACUUUAUUUGCUACCCUAUCAGCGAAAGGCUUCGGCAAGAGAAGCGCUUCCUGUGCAACUGGGGCCUUUGCGUUUUGAGGGAGCAUCCAGGCGGCGAAGAGAAUUGGACUUCGGAAGCUGGCCUGGAGGAGAUUCGUCAGGAGCCGCUGGGUCAUGGAGGUUCAAAUGCUUUGCAGAUUGCAAAAGGAGCUGCAGAACUUCGGCGGCAACAGCUUUGCAGGUCUCACGCCUCUUCAAAUGGCAGAGAGGACGGAGAAGAUCAUUGGAUGGAGCUUAUUCGACCGUGAUCCAUUGAAGUCUUUCGAUUUUGGCAACGUGACCUUGUUGGGUGAUGCUGCACAUCCUUUAUUGCCAUACGGCAGCCAGGGAGCAACCCAGGUAUUUUUCCUGGCGUCCUGUGGAUCCUUUGGUUUCGGAUGCUAAAGCAAGGAUGUGCCAUGUGUUCUGUGACAUUCUGUGGCCCAUGGCGUGACUUCCUAGCAGGUUCUCCUCCAAGAGGGAAAUCUGGAUCCGCA
Durusdinium trenchii is the source of this 846-nucleotide messenger RNA. NCBI's taxonomy places the organism in Eukaryota, Dinophyceae, Suessiales, Symbiodiniaceae. The record is from the annotation of a GenBank genome assembly.